This is a messenger RNA of Lolium rigidum, 981 nucleotides long. Its product is annotated as protein FLOWERING LOCUS T-like. Bases 36 to 557 code for a protein of 173 amino acids. NCBI's taxonomy places the organism in Eukaryota, Viridiplantae, Streptophyta, Magnoliopsida, Poales, Poaceae. The record is from RefSeq and is a predicted model, not a curated record. The transcript has 4 exons.
UAGGGUAUACACUUGCUCUGAGACUCACAUAUACUAUGUCUAAUGACUCCUUGACAAGGGCGCAUAUAGUUGGAGAUGUUCUAGACCCAUUUGCUAGCUCAGUGCCUCUAACUGUGAUGUAUGAUGGGAGGCCUGUGUUUAACGGGAUGGAGUUUCGCUCACCGGCGGUCACUCUGAAACCGAGAGUUGAGAUCGGGGGUGACGAUUUUCGAGUGGCCUAUACCCUAGUUAUGAUAGAUCCUGAUGCGCCUAAUCCCAGCAACCCAACGUUGAGGGAGUACCUGCAUUGGAUGGUGACUGAUGUCCCAGCAUCAACAGAUGAUAGCUUUGGACGAGAGAUCGUGCCAUACGAGAGCCCAAGCCCCACCAUGGGUAUCCACCGCAUCGUGCUGGUGCUGUAUCAGCAGCUGGGGCGUGGAACAGUGUUUGCGCCGCAAGUGCGCCAGAACUUCAACUCGCGCAGCUUCGCUCGCCGUUUCAACCUCGGAAAGCCCGUCGCCGCCAUGUACUUCAACUGCCAGCGCCCGACGGGCACCGGUGGGAGAAGGUUCACCUGAUCUGUCUCACUGACCGAUCAGCCAAGGCAAAGCUUGAGCCUAUAGUACACCCGCAAAAAAAAGAAAAAGAAAGCUUGAGCCUAUAUAGUAUACUCGUAUGUGCUGCAUCGCACGGACCUAUACCUAGCUAGCUAGAAUAAAUGUACUGGAUUCAUGUCUGGUCUAUCAAACUGAUGGGUCAGCCAUGUUCAGCUCGAAAGGCAAUUAAGCUCGAGCUUACCAGUACUCAGCAUGCGUGCUUAAGGAUGCACGUUAGCCGCAUCACACGGUACUUAGCUAGAAAGUUUGAAUAAUGUACCUGUGUUGUACUUGUAGGCUCCUUAAGUAAUGGGCCUUCACAAGGAUGUGUUGCUGCUGUUCAAGAAGGGAUGUGACAUUUUGUUACACCAUGGUAAUGAGAUAUGUAUGCGCGCGGUUGUUCUUA